Molecule: messenger RNA, 3593 nt
Organism: Salvelinus sp. IW2-2015
Lineage: Eukaryota; Metazoa; Chordata; Actinopteri; Salmoniformes; Salmonidae
Gene: tmem62
Product: transmembrane protein 62
Molecular function (GO): hydrolase activity
Source: RefSeq, a predicted model, not a curated record
ACUAGGAACAGAGUCAAGAGAUUUGGUUUGGAACUGGACACUAAAUUACAUCCGCGCAUGGAUUUGUGGGAGUGAGUCAUAUAGCGAUGACGUAGCCAUGCACAACCGGUCAGUAUGGUAUUUCCUUUUAGCUAGCUUUUUCAAAACAACCUGAGAGGACAAUGUUUCGUGUGUAGCUCGAUCUGGCUAUGAUCGCAAAUGGAAAUCGAACGGUCGGGAAUGGCCAGCGGCCAUUAGUAGCUAAUAUAGCUAGCAUAGUCUAGUGUGUGUUGAUGUUGUUCUCGCCAGUAUUCUGUCCAGUAGAUUCCCACCGCUCUUUCGUCACUACAGGAUGCUCAAGCUGUUCGGAGCGCUAGUUCUUGUGGGACUAGCGCUGGCGUGCUUAGCUUCCUGGGUGCUGGAGAGUUAUGACACCUCUUGGCACCCCAAACGGAAUGUUCGGCAGUUCAACGCCGGGGAUGGAGAGGAGGCUAGUAGGACAUGUCUUCCUCCGUAUCCCGGUGGCAAAUUGGAUAACAUAUUCUGGUUCGUGCAGGUGUCUGACAUUCAUAUCAGUCGAUUCCAUGACAAAAAACGAAUUUCAGACUUUGAGAAGUUCUGCACUGAUACCGUUGAAGUAAUCCAACCUGCUCUUGUGCUCGCAACAGGAGACCUGACGGAUGCGAAGACCAAGAGCAAGGUGGGCUCCCUGCAGCAUGAGGUGGAGUGGCAGGCCUAUCACGACAUCCUGAAGAGGUCUCGGGUGCUGGAGCGCACCAAAUGGAUUGACAUCCGCGGAAACCAUGAUGCCUUCAAUAUUAUUUCCUUGGAUAGUGUCAACAACUACUACAGGAAGUACUCAGCCAAUCAGAAAGUUGGCUCCUUCCACUAUGUCCACAAGACUCCCUUCGGCAACUACUCCUUCAUCUGUGCUGAUGCAACCAUCACCCCCGGACCCAAGCGGCCGUACAACUUCUUUGGCAUUCUCAACCAGACUCAGAUGGACCUGUUGGCAUCCUUCAGGACUGAGAGCCACAGCAGCAACCAGACCAUCUGGUUUGGCCACUACACCACUUCAACGGUCAUCUCCCCCUUUCCAGGGGUGAGAGGCGUGAUGAGCUCGGCUGUAGCGUACCUGUGUGGUCACCUACACACUCUGGGCGGCCUGAUGCCUGUACUACACAGCAGACACCCCGAGGGCACCCUGGAACUGGAGCUAGCUGACUGGAUGGACAAUCGCAGGUACAGAGUGCUGGCGUUCGACCACGACCUGCUGAGUUUCAUGGACCUGAAGUUUCAGCAGUGGCCUGCAGUACUCAUCACCAAUCCCAAGGAGGCGCAGUACCUCCAUCCUGGAGUGGAGCCACUGGGGAGAAUACAGAGCUCUACCCACAUCAGGAUCCUGGCCUUCUCUGAUGCCCCGGUCACAGCAGUUCACGUCAGCGUGGACGGGGUGGAGAUGGGUGAAGGCCGGUCUGCUGGAGGUCCUCUGUAUGUGGUGCCAUGGGAACCCUCGCUCUACCUCACUGGGCUGCACACUGUCACUGUCAAAGUGAAGGACGCGGUGGGGCGGUCGACUUUCCGAGAACAGCUCUUCACCCUGGAAGAGGACCUCUCCCCCAGCUUUGGUUUCUUCCAGUCCUUCAUCCUGCUCACUGACCACUACAUCCUGGCCCGGGUAGCCUUUGUCGCAGGGAUGCUGCUGAAUAUUGGAGUGCUGGUGGCGUUCAGGUUCAUGCCUCUGCCCUCUGUCAGAGUGUCUUCAAGUCUGUCCUCUUGCGCCUGUCUGUCCCUGCACCUGGUCAGUAAAGCAGACACUUUCUACUACUCUCUACUGCUCUUCAACCUCUGCACUGCCUUAGGUCCCUGGUUCAUAGGAGAGUUGAUUGAUGGUCACAGUGGGGCUUGCUUUGCCUUCGGAGUGGUUAUCGACGGACACUUCCUCGAGGGAAGUCUCACUUAUGUUGUUGGGGUUAUGCAGCUGCUCUUCUUCAACAUGCCUCUCACCUGUUACCUGUGCUGGAGCCUUCACCUGCGUAGUCGUGGUAACUCCUUCCGCUCACACUUCUUGCGUCCGGGCUAUCGGUGGAAGACUCUGGGGGUGCAUACGGCCAUGUUGCUGCUGCUAGCCUGGCAGGGAUACUCUUGUUACUUCCUGCUGGAGACAUAUGGACCUCUGGCCUUCUUCCUGUCCCCAGUCCGCACGUGGGCAGUAGGGAUCGCCCUGCUAUUGGUCUACCGCGCCUGGAAGGGCCCCGCCCCCUGUCUCUGUGACGACAGCAAGACAACCACUUUUUCUUGACUUUCUACUGGGGGAUUCUCUUAGUUAUGGCAAACUACAUUGGCUCUACUUUUCUAUCCCAUAUUUCAGACUACUCUUUUGUGCAAAGUUGUUUCUUUCUUUCCCCUCGUGAUCAUAUUUCCCACAUGUUUAAACAGUUUAAAAGUAGUUUCAUAUGCAUGUUAGUGUAUUGCAUGUGUAGACCACACCCCUAUACACAGUCAGCGCUAUGAAGGUGUUGUUACUGUGAAGUCACUAGUUUAGUGUACAUAUAUUGUGGAUAGAAUUGAUUGUUCAGCCAAUAUGACUGCUGUUCCUCAGAAAGCUGAUGUAGACAUUGAAGUCUCUCGCCGCUGUGGUAAAACGUAUGUAUUAUUUGCCCACUUGAGGCUUGAUUUGUAGCAGUUAUUCAAUUCAAAGUGCUGCCUCGGCCAACUGCCACACAUCACUGCCAAAGGAUACAUAAUCAGUCCUGCUCUGGCAGGUUUUGUAUUUGGUUAUUGCAAACUAGCUAUAUAUUUUACACAGGUAUAGCAGACCAAUCACCCACCUGAGUUAGUUUUAAUUUUUAUUUUGAGUUCUUUGGGAAUCUGGCUUAAGAUAUCAGCUGUUUCUCAGGAAUGGGAGGCCUUGAACCAAAAACAGACUGAUGACCCAUUUAUAUAUUCAAUAUUAGCUCAGUGGUGAAUCUAUCCACUUAAAGCAUGAUGAAUGUUAAAUAAUAGCAAGGGUGCAAUGACCUGAGAUUGUGCUGGUUUCAUUUUGUGAUUAUUCUCUAUUGAGAAGUUGAUUUUGGCAGCUUUGUUAUGUAUAGAACGCAUAUAUUUUAGUGAGUUUCAGACCAGCACUGGGCGCACGAUUUAGACUGAAAUAGGUGCUGGUACUGUUUAUAUUUAGGUGCAGGAGCUCCACAAUAUUUGAGCUAAUAUUCUAUAAGAGGAACAGGAGCUCAAGCAGUAGAAAUGUUGAGGUGCCAGUACUCUGCUCCGGUGAGCUCCUGCCAAAGUCAAGCACUACUCUGGACUAUUAGGGUUGGGGUCCAAUUUCAACAAGAAAUUUGGAAUUUCAGUUGGUAUGACAAAUGACUAAACUUUGCUUGUGGGCGGUACAAUCAGUAAUGUGACAUGGCGUCCACACCAAGGGUUGAAGUGUCUCUUUACCAUUAUGGCCACGUCCCAUUGACCUUCUUUCCCCUGGGAUGGGAUCUUCAGUCAGGGAGUUGUGGUUCUCCUUUAUAGAUUGUAUCAGUUGGUAUUGGUCCUAUGCAUCAGGGGUCAUUAGAGUAUCUCACAAGCUGCCCAAUGCUGAUUAAAGGUUUCAUGACUUGAUUGUC